This is a messenger RNA of Maniola jurtina (meadow brown), 3181 nucleotides long. Its product is annotated as zinc finger protein 28-like. Gene Ontology annotation, biological process: regulation of transcription by RNA polymerase II. Gene Ontology annotation, molecular function: zinc ion binding; RNA polymerase II transcription regulatory region sequence-specific DNA binding; DNA-binding transcription factor activity, RNA polymerase II-specific. The coding region runs from base 162 to 2513 and encodes 783 amino acids. The record is from RefSeq and is a predicted model, not a curated record. NCBI's taxonomy places the organism in Eukaryota, Metazoa, Arthropoda, Insecta, Lepidoptera, Nymphalidae. The transcript has 13 exons. Gene Ontology annotation, cellular component: nucleus.
UUGUCUAUGGUCUGGUACCAACCUGAAAAAAAAGAUUUUUUGUGUGGUGGGGAAGUGAAUGUUUGUGAAUUUUGAUUUUAGAUAUUUUUUUACCAAGAAUUUGGAACUAAACCAUAUGAAAAAAGACAAAAACCAUAAGAUAAAAGACAAACAUUUUCGAAAUGUUUGACCUCAAAGUGUGCACGGUGUGUUUACAAAUGGAUGUAAGAUGUUACAACAUGAAUGCGAAUAGUGGUCAAUUGAGGAAGGAUUACAAUAUGAUUGCAGGUUUAGAGACCCAGCAUGGAAAUGGUUUACCUGAAUACUUGUGCUACCAGUGCACAGCUCAGGUGCAAAAAUGCAAAAGUUUUCGUGACAGGUGUCAAAGGGCAUAUUUUGUCCUACGAGAGAUAUUACAUAGGAAUAAAGAGAUAACAAAACCCAUCAUCGAAGAAUUAGAUGCUAACACAUUAAACAUUGGUCCAACUUUGUCAUUCCUCAGUAAAGAAAGUGUUAAAUCAAAGUUUGACAGAGUAAAGUUUAAAUGGAUCAAAACGAUUCGCAUGAGCAUAGACCCUCAGGAAAAGAUACCUGUGAUACAAUACGGACCUCAGUACGACCAAAUGUCCUUUGAAGAAGCAACUCAGAAAGUAACAGAAAGUAGUAUUAAAAACGAGAAUGACUGUGUAGAUCUAACGAAUGAAGAUUGCAAUACAGAAUUGGAUGUGACAGAAAAUUUUUUCAAUGUCGAUUAUGAAUAUCAGAAUGAUAAAGAUUUUGAUGUUGAUAUUGAUAUAGAUACUAACGAAAUUGAUACAAAAGUUGAUAUGGAUGCAGACGGGUCUCAGUUGAAUGAGGAAUACGCGAUCAUGGUUCCUAUAAGUAUGAACGAAGCAAGCGCGGCGGCUGAGAUUUGUAAAUUGGCUACGAAGGGCAAAUAUAAGUGCAAUGUUUGCGAGAGGACGUACUGUAAUGCAGACCGGCUUAAAGCUCAUAAGAGGAUGCAUGAAAAGCAUAUAAGUGGAACGUAUCGAUGUGUGCUAUGCGACUACUACUAUAAGACUGAGUUCCUACUGAAAACACAUAUGACUGAUAAACAUAUGUACAAGUACCUUUGCAGAGAGUGUCCGCAAGUCUCAUUUGACAGACCUAGCGCAAAAAGGCAUUUCGUGUGGACCCACAUACAAAAAAAGAAACCCAUCGCUGAUCGAAAAUCCAGACCGAAAUGGUUGCGAACUAAAAAAGUUAAAAAAAGUAAAACACGCCCACAACAAGGGAAAAAAUUGAACAAAAUACCAAAAGAUUUCCUCACUUACACGCCAAUAAGUCAAGAAGAGCAGUACAGGUUGGUGAACGAGAGACAAAACAGUAGGAAUUACAUAGAGUCAAUGUACAAGUGUGAUUAUUGCUUUAAAGGGUUCAGAGAAGACGUUACGUACACCAAACACAUGCAGAAACAUGAUCCUGCUAUCUCGGGCAACUACCAGUGCGACAUGUGCAAGAUAUACUGCGUGAACGCGCGCAAGAUGUACAAGCACAUGAACAUCACACAUCUGUUCAAGUACACUUGCAAGCCGUGCAACUAUGUGUGCUACAACAAGGGUCAAGCGGGGAACCAUUAUAAAUGGCACCAGAAUGUGACAUACCCGUGUCCGCACUGCGAUAAAGUGUUCUAUAAGAUAUCGACGCGCCUGACGCACAUCCGCAUAAAGCACCCGUCGAUGUACAUCUGCAACCUGUGUGGACACAGCUUCGUCAGCGAGACCGGACUCUACUGCCACAAGAAAAUUGCUCACAGCCAACAGGAAGUCGAUGACGAUACCGGCUCAGUGGAUACAUCUGACCCGCUGUACUGCUCGGAGUGCGGGAUUCAGUUCCGCGAUGACGCUGCCUUCGCUACCCACUUCGGGUCUUCCAACAAACAUGCUGAUACCAACCUAUCGAUAAAGCCGGUGCGCACCAAGGUCGCCCGCAAGGCCCGCGGCAGGCCGCGCCGCGACAACACCGACAUCGUCAACAACGGCGUGCCCACCGCCACCAACUGCGAGAUUUGUCAAGUGUUCCUGCCGUCGGACGCGGCCGCCAGCCGCCACUAUGAGGCGGAGCACCCCGGUGCCGACUAUCUCAAGCGAUACAUGUGCGACAUCUGUGGACACACCACUAGGCAAUACGCCAACCUAAUGGUGCACAUGCGCACGCACACGCGCGAGAAGCCGUACGCGUGCCCGCACUGCGAGCGCCGCUUCAGCAUGCCGAGCAACAGGGACAGACAUCUGGUGGUACACACAGGCGAAAAGCGCUACCAAUGUCAACACUGCAACCGCCGCUUCACUCAGAGCAGUGCCGUCAAACUGCACAUACAAACCGUCCACCUCAAGAUCCCUUACGCGCCCUGGGAUAAGAAGAACCGUAAGCGACGCCGCGAGGCCGAAGCCCCGCCCUCGCCGCCCCCCGCUCGCCCCACCACCACCACCCGGAGAAUAGUGAUAGACGCGGACAACUACUUGAGUGCAUACAUCACUUAUAAUGAGUAAAAUAACUAUUUGAGUGAGAAUUUUUAAAAUUAGUAUGGACUUUCCUAUCGUGCUUCAAUUUUGUACAGCGCCAUCUAGUUUGUAGUAUAUAAGUUGCUGAAUCACUAGCGAGAUUUAGGCCGUGCGCCCACCACACUCAACUGAAACCUAAAGAUCCUCGCCCUCGCUGAAACCUAAAAAUGAAUAAAGCGCCCUGAGAUAAGAAGAACCGUAAGCGACGCCGCGAGAACGAAGCCCCGGAGAACAGUGAUUGAUGCGGAUAACUACUUGAGUGCUUACAUCACUUAUAAUGAGUGAAGUGAUAACUGCUUGAGUGACAUUUAUCUAAAACUUUGCUAUCGUGUUUGAAUUCCGUACAGUGACAUCUAAUUUGUGAAAUAUAAGUUGCACAAGCGAGAUAGCAGAGGCAUCAUCGACACAUAGUGACCCUUGUUUGAGUACGCCUAAAACUUUCCUACCGUGCUCAACUUUGUACAGCGCCAUCUAGUUUGUAAUUUAUGUUGCUGUAGCUCAAGCGCGAUGUAGAGUAACUCCCUCGCGCGUGCGACGGACUGUACUCUCGAAUACUAAACCCUUAAAUAUGUAAAUACAUUAUAGUUUUGUGUGAGAAUCAGUUUCUAUACUAUACUAUGCUAUGCUAUGCUAUAUUAUGAUUAAACUUUAUACAU